AUGAUGCAAACAAUCCUCUCGCCUAUGGACGUUUGGCCCGGCGGAAUCCCAGCUGCCGUAAGACUACACCCCGACAGCGUUUCGGAUAAGGAUGGCCUACAAGAAGAAAUUAAAGGAUGGUGCCGGUACUUGAAGGAAUUCCGAAUUCCCAAUUCUGACCCAGCAGAGGAUAUGACCCAACGACGAGCUUUGAUAGAAAGAUGGGCAUCUGCAGAUCAAAGCUUUCGUGAUUCAUAUCAUUCAAAUGCUCCCCUGCCGAACUUGAUUGGUUUCAACGGCCCACGCAUGUCCAAACGCUUCAUCUGCCUUGUCGACAAGCCUUUUGAUCAUGAAAACUACCCCCGCAUAACCAAGUUGUUGAUUCUCCUCUAUAUCCAUCUUCAGCUGACGAGUGGCCACCCGUUUAGCUUUGAUCGUGGUCCUAUCCCACAGGUCCCAGCAUUCAUGCUGGACCCUAAUACUAUCACAGCAUCUGCCGAUGACCAGUAUGCCCAGCUCCUAACAACAGAGAAUAUACCCGUGAACUAUUACCUUGAAACCGCCCAAUUUUCCACAAUGGCCAUGACUCGCUCAGGGACUGUCGUCUUUCCACGUCUUGAUGAGCAUGUAUACUUUGUGAUUGAUAAUCAGAGCUGUCAGGACGGGCGCCUCCGCCUACUCAUCUUCGGACCCAAUGGACAAAUCAUCAACCAGGCGCGAAUGACCCCGUUCACAAUAGGCCCUCUCACGCUGCUCCGUCAUGCACUAGGCCAUUCCUGGGAUGAGCUUUUUGAGGAGAGACCAGACAUGGAUCCGCGCUGGAACCAACCCAUCGAUAUCCAUCUACCAAUCCUGGAAAUUGUGGCGGGGUUGAGCCAGCGUGGGGACUUGGCGCCCCUGAACGACUACACUGCAGCUGAGUGGGCCGAGGAGUUUGAGCGGUUCGCGCCGGGCUACCUAGCCUUUGAGCGCCAGGGCCGGGUGAUUGAGUACAGCUGGGAUCGGCUAGUGGAUGUGUCAGACGGCCCAUUUUUAACGUAUGGCCAUCUUCGCUAUGCCCGACAGCUAGCCACAUUACAGGGGCGAGGUUAG
Molecule: messenger RNA, 1071 nt
Organism: Penicillium odoratum
Lineage: Eukaryota; Fungi; Ascomycota; Eurotiomycetes; Eurotiales; Aspergillaceae
Exons: 4
Coding region: 1-1071 (356 amino acids)
Source: RefSeq, a predicted model, not a curated record